GCUGGCGCAUGGCGGACGUAGCGCUGUUUGAGUUUCUGCACACGGAGAUGGUGGCGGAGCUGUGGGCGCGCGAUCCGGACCCCGGUCCCGGGGGACAGAAGACGAGCCUGUCGGUCCUGGAGGGCGUGGGCUUCCGCGUGGGCCAGGCUCUGGGUGAGAGGUUGCCCCGGGAGAUGCUGGCCUUCAAGGAGGAGCUGGAUGUCGUCAAGUUCCUGUGCAAAGACCUGUGGGCGGCCAUGUUCCAGAAGCAGAUGGACAGCCUCCGCACCAACCACCAGGGAACCUACGUCCUGCAGGACAACAGCUUCCCCCUCCUGGUCCGGAUGGCCUCAGGCCUUCAGUAUGUGGAGGAAGCACCUAAGUUCCUGGCUUUCCCCUGCGGCCUCCUGCGGGGCACCCUCAGCACCCUGGGGAUCCAGAGCUUGGUCACCGCCUCCGUGGCAUCCCUGCCCGCCUGUAAGUUCCAGGUGGUGAUCCAGAAAUCCUGAGACGCCCGGGCCCAGGCACCCGACUGCCACCCUCGGGGCUGGCCAGAGGGCAGGUGCCAGGGAUCCCGGGCUCUGGGUGUGACACGCCAGGAGGGAGGCCGGGUGCUGCCGGGGGUCCUUCGUGCUCAAGAAGUGGGCGUUGUCGGGGCUGUAGGACUGUUGGGGGGCCGGGUGGUCCUGUCUGCUAAUAAAGGCUUGUGUGAA
This is a messenger RNA of Talpa occidentalis (Iberian mole), 692 nucleotides long. RefSeq names its product trafficking protein particle complex subunit 6A (gene TRAPPC6A). The transcript has 6 exons. The coding region runs from base 9 to 488 and encodes 159 amino acids. Gene Ontology annotation, cellular component: cis-Golgi network; TRAPP complex; trans-Golgi network. The record is from RefSeq and is a predicted model, not a curated record. Gene Ontology annotation, biological process: regulation of GTPase activity; endoplasmic reticulum to Golgi vesicle-mediated transport. Lineage: Eukaryota; Metazoa; Chordata; Mammalia; Eulipotyphla; Talpidae.